AUGACUACCAAAGGCAAGGACACUCAGCACCAAAAGCAAAAGAAGCUGACUCUCAAAUCUGUACACAAAGAAGUGUGUCGAAUUCGAAAGGACUCGCCCAUAUCCAAACAAGUAGAAGACGCAUUCAACAUCAUGCUGGAUGCCCUUAAUAGAUACGGAACUACAGCUCUUUCCAUGAGUUUCAACGGUGGAAAGGACUGCACAGUCAUGCUUCACUUAUACUAUGCAGUCCUCUACCAGUACCUAACGGAUCGGGCUGCCUCUAAAAUAACGAAUGGAUCAACUAAUGGAAGUAGUGACAAUGGAACACUAGCUGCUGAUGGUAACGGAACCUCUGAUACAACAAUAACGGCACCACCAAUUAAGUGCUUGUAUGUAACCUGUGUGGAUCCAUUCCCCGAAGUGGAUGACUUUGUAGAUGAGUGUACUCAAGUGUACAAUUUAGACUUGGAUCGAAUCGCCGAGCCCAUGAAGGAAGCUCUACAAAAGUUCCUCGAUGUGGAAUCUUCUGUGCAGGCAAUCCUUAUUGGGACUAGAAGAACAGAUCCCUUUGCCCAAAACUUGAUACCGUUUGAUCCAACCGACAAUGGCUGGCCCAGUGUUAUGAGAGUACAUCCCAUACUAGAUUGGGAUUAUGCUGAUAUAUGGAUGUAUUUACGCUUGUUGGAGGUGGAUUAUUGUUCACUCUAUGAUAGAGGAUACACAUCAUUGGGCGGUAUAGGUAACACUCUACCCAACCCAGCAUUAGCGAAUCCACUCGUGCCUGGAGAGUUCCUCCCUGCGUAUGAACUCAAAGAUGCAGUUUCAGAGAGAGAUGGGAGAGGCAAAUCAAAAUCAUCAUAA
This is a messenger RNA of Synchytrium microbalum, 843 nucleotides long. RefSeq lists its product as uncharacterized. Gene Ontology annotation, biological process: FAD biosynthetic process. NCBI's taxonomy places the organism in Eukaryota, Fungi, Chytridiomycota, Chytridiomycetes, Synchytriales, Synchytriaceae. Gene Ontology annotation, molecular function: FMN adenylyltransferase activity. The coding region runs from base 1 to 843 and encodes 280 amino acids. The transcript has 6 exons. The record is from RefSeq and is a predicted model, not a curated record.